UGUAAAUUUUAAUGCUUAUUUGUUGUUCAGUGUAGUUUUUGACCUAUUUCUUGUUCCCCUUGUAUAAUAUUUUUUAUUCAGAUAAUAUUCAAAAAUGUGAAUAACACAAUUCUUACUCAUUUUCCUGUAAAUUAUUAAAAUUACUCAAAUUAAACCUAAAAUUAUAAAAACUACGGUAAAAUUAUAGCUGUUACUGUAAACUGUUGUAAAUUAUAGAAAUAUUAUAGGAAUAAAAUUGGAAUAAUAAUGAAUUGGAAAGGCCCAUAUGUAGGAGCAUUAGUUUUGGACGUUGGUCAUUCUACUAUAAGGGCUGGAUAUUCUGGAGAGAGUUUGCCCUCUCAGUUGUGGUCUUCUGCGGUCGGAAUUGGCUCUGGAGCUGACGUAUUCCCAGUCAUUCCAGGGUCAAGGUAUCGCAUUAAGAACGUAGAACACGUUAAAUACUACGAUACAGAGAAUAAAGGGAUCGUAAUUAACAGGAACGCAUAUUCUAGAGCUGUGAGAGGAACACUUUCAGGACGUGUUUAUGACAAGGCUAUGAUUGAGCACUUGAAGGAAUCCUGUAAUGGUACUGAUUUUGAUGAGGUUUCGUUACUGGUAGGGGCUCACAAACAUGACGGUGAAUGCUGGGACAAUUUUAGUAAUUAUAUGAUAGCAGGGGCUAACUUGGAUAAAAUUCCGGGCCGAGAGCUCCUGACCCCCGCCAACGUUGUCGAAUUCAUGCACUCAUUUAACUCUGUGUCCUCCGGAUUGUCCGAGGUUUCAGGCUCCAGACCAGUCUUCAUAGUUGAAGGCAAUGAGACAAGCAGGAAGAAUCGGAUGGUUGAGACUGAAGUGUUAUUUGAGGACUUAGGAGUGCCGGGAGUACACUUUGGGCAUGGUGGUCAGUUAGCCUCAUAUUCCGUGGGUCUUUUCAGCUCUGUGGUGAUAGACAUUGGGAGCUCCACCACAUCAGUAACUUUUUUGGCCGAUGAUGAGGUUGCAGGCUGGAAGGAACACAGCGUUGGAGGAGACCACGUAGACUCUAUUAUCCUAAACCUCCUGGCUGGAACCAACGAGACUAAUUUAUCAUAUAUAAUGAAUCACCCGGAGUACAACUUGGGGGUAUCAACCCUAUCCAACAUCUCAGUGAACGACGCAGUUGAGAUAGGAAAACGGCAGUUCAACAAGGAAAUGAGCCUGAAUGUGUAUAACAUUCAUCAUGACGUGAGGACUUUGAAGGAAAGUAUACUAAGAGUUUCACCGGUACCCCUGGUGGUAGACUCAGAGCUCAACUUCACAGCCCAGUUACCAGAUGGGGAGUCUUUUGAAAUUUCCGAGGAGGGAUCAAAACUGAGACCAAAUUCUAAAGUUAAGGGUAUGCUGCCUGAGAUACCGUUGGACGCCAAGAGCAUAAAUAGUCUUGAUAAAAUUAACCCAUUUCAGCUGGUUGGAAUAUCCUGUGAAGUUUUUUUCAACCCUCAAAUUGCUUAUGUACCCAAAUAUAUGGAUUUGGGGUCUUUUAAGGGACUAGUGCCCAUUUGUGAAGAUCUCUUGAAGGAUAAUUCGACGUAUAGGAGGGACAUUUUCGGUCAAAUUGCACUGGUCGGGGGGUUGUCAGGAGCUUCAGGACUUCAGGAGAGGUUAAACAUUGAGAUGAACAGAGCAUCAGCGAAGACGCCACAAGAAUCACCCCUUUCAGGAACAAAAUGUAAGUUCGUUGCCUUCAAUUCCAAGGCAGCAAGUAGGCACGCCGGCUGGAUCGGAGCCUCAAUCAUCUCAAGCCUGGGUUCUUUCCACAAAUGCUGGAUCUCAAGACUAGAAUAUAAUGAACACGGACCUAACAUCGCUAAUCGUAAAGGUCCAGCUCAUAAUUACAACAAAUAAUUUUUUACACCCUUUUCUG
Theileria parva strain Muguga is the source of this 1882-nucleotide messenger RNA. It is a transcript of the gene arp4, whose product is annotated as Actin family protein. Gene Ontology annotation, cellular component: NuA4 histone acetyltransferase complex; SWI/SNF complex. The record is from RefSeq and is a predicted model, not a curated record. Gene Ontology annotation, molecular function: chromatin binding. Gene Ontology annotation, biological process: regulation of transcription by RNA polymerase II. NCBI's taxonomy places the organism in Eukaryota, Apicomplexa, Aconoidasida, Piroplasmida, Theileriidae. The transcript has a single exon. The coding region runs from base 247 to 1863 and encodes 538 amino acids.